Petromyzon marinus (sea lamprey) is the source of this 1898-nucleotide messenger RNA. It is a transcript of the gene FTSJ1, whose product is annotated as FtsJ RNA 2'-O-methyltransferase 1. Gene Ontology annotation, molecular function: tRNA methyltransferase activity. NCBI's taxonomy places the organism in Eukaryota, Metazoa, Chordata, Hyperoartia, Petromyzontiformes, Petromyzontidae. Gene Ontology annotation, cellular component: cytoplasm. The record is from RefSeq and is a predicted model, not a curated record. Gene Ontology annotation, biological process: tRNA methylation; cytoplasmic translation.
CGUAAGAUGGCCGUUAAAUGUCGAUUGCUUUGUGACGUCUGUGACCACGUGUCUGUUACAGUUACUAACAUGUACAGUCCUGUGGAGUCUCGUUUAGAGCUUAGCCAGUCUGAUUGAAAAGGAAGUCUUCGUAAAAGGGAGAGUGUGUCAAAGUAAGGGCACUCCAAAGUGUAGGACACACCUACAAGACCAUGGGACGCUCUUCGAAGGACAAGCGAGACAUCUAUUACCGUCUGGCCAAGGAGGAGGGCUGGCGUGCUCGCAGUGCGUUCAAGCUCCUGCAGCUGGACGAGGAAUUUAAUCUGUUCCAAGGAGUAAGCCACGCCGUGGAUCUAUGUGCAGCACCAGGAAGCUGGAGCCAGGUCUUGAGCCGGAAACUGCGUGGGGAAGAUGGGAAGAAGUCCGAUGCCAAAAUAGUCGCUGUGGAUCUGCAGGCCAUGGCACCCCUGCCUGGUGUCAUUCAACUGCAGGGAGACAUAACUAAGGUCUCCACAGCUCAGGAGAUCAUCAAGCACUUUGAAGGACAGCCAUCAGAUUUGGUGGUCUGCGAUGGAGCUCCAGAUGUCACAGGACUGCAUGACAUCGACGAGUACAUUCAAGCACAGCUGCUUCUGGCGGCCCUGAAUAUCACCAGCCACGUGCUGAAGCGGGGAGGCACGUUCGUGGCGAAGAUUUUCCGUGGCAAGGAUGUGACGCUGCUCUUCUCACAGCUCAAGGUCUUCUUCCCACUCGUGACAUGUGCCAAGCCCCGCAGCAGCCGCCACUCCAGCAUAGAGGCGUUUGUGGUAUGCCAGAACUACGAUCCUCCGGAAGGUUACAUCCCCAACAUGUGCAACCCCUUGCUCGACCAUGAAUACGAUGUGGACUUUAACCAACUGGAAGGACCCAACCGGGUCAUAGUGCCGUUCCUAGCAUGUGGGGACCUCAGCGCCUACGACUCCGAUCGCACCUACCCACUGCAGCUCGAGGACGGCAAGCAGUACGUGUACACGCCGCCAACGCAGCCGCCCAUCAACCCACCCUACCGUGAGGCCUGCAGCCUUCGCAAGAACAACCUGCUCGCCAGGGAAGAGCAGCCGACGACGGGCUCGACCCCUAGUGACCUGAGCCCGUUGCGAGAGCAGGGCGAUGGCGCCCGCUGUGCAGGCAACGCGAGCAUUCGGCAGGAGGGAGGCACGACCGACGAAGUUGUGCAAGGGCCAUCGUUGGGAGCUGAUGCUGAAGCUGAACUGGCCGAGGUGGCAGAGGGCGGAGGGCAGGCGUGCGGCGGUUUGGUUGAAAUGAUGGAAAACGUGCGAAAUAUAUCUUUGUGAAGGACAUUGCCAUAUUUGUUCUGCCUUUAACUGCGUAUUAAGUGUUUUCGAAUGUAGCCGAGGGGAUGGGUAAUUACGGACAUAUUGGAAAAAGACGACAACAGUGAGUUCCUGGGUAAGGCUGGAGCAAGCUACAUGUUUCACAGAGGAGAGACGUUAAUUCGGUUUAAGCACGUCGCAGCCCACUUACUGUGACACUUCCGUCUUUGGAAUGCAUUUUGUGCACUUCGAUCUUAGGUGCUGGGAGCUGAAGACAACUGCAACAACCCACGUAGUACUAUUUAUUUCACACUCAACUUUUGUGCUGGAGUAUGUUAGUUGAUCUUAUUUCGCACCGUACAUAGUCAACUGUGCUAAUCGGAGGUGCGAGUCAUUCCUUCUUCCUCCUGCCUGGAGCCUGAAAUCAACAAGGGGCAUACAGUGUCUUGCAACAUCGUUUUUAUUCUAAUAUUUUUUUAAAAUAAUACUGAGAUUAUUUUGGGCUUGUAAAGUACAAUGUGUAAACAAAAUGUUGGAUACAUUUGUGUGAAAGAAAUAAGUUAUUGUAUUGCGAGUGUAAGGGUUAUUAAAGCUAUGAAUACAUGG